This is a messenger RNA of Aureobasidium vineae, 486 nucleotides long. The record is from the annotation of a GenBank genome assembly. Lineage: Eukaryota; Fungi; Ascomycota; Dothideomycetes; Dothideales; Saccotheciaceae.
AUGAACAGUCCCGCUGUGACAGAGCCCGUGACAGACGCCAUGUGCGCGUCCGGACCCACUGGAGAAAGCCUCGAAGUCCUGGAUGCAGCCAACAUACAGAUCUGCGAGCUUUUCAGCGGCGUACUGUGUCAUGCCUCUUCAUACCCCGUACUGCUAUGCGGUAGUCACUGGCUGAGAGAGCAGAACUUGCUGGCUGUUUUGAUAUUCUUACUCCUGCAAGUCCCCGUCGAGUGCGUCUCCGCUGACUAUGUGUUGUCGGUACAGGAUGUGCUGGCUGGCUCGAGUGGCUCCGAAAGUAAGGCCGAGGCUCAAUUUAUGCAAGAUAUGGUUGAGACGAGGGCGCAGUGGGUCAGUGCGAUUAAAGAGCAUUUGGACAGCACCUAUGGUGGUGUAGAAGGAGUAUCUGACAAGGGAGGCUUGACCUUGGAGGAGAUUGGUCUGGUACGGAAGACGCUUCAAGCGAGCUCGAAACCAAUACUGAAAUGA